Messenger RNA from Ananas comosus (pineapple), 1827 nucleotides. RefSeq names its product bifunctional aspartokinase/homoserine dehydrogenase 1. The transcript is spliced from 12 exons. Lineage: Eukaryota; Viridiplantae; Streptophyta; Magnoliopsida; Poales; Bromeliaceae. Gene Ontology annotation, molecular function: aspartate kinase activity; homoserine dehydrogenase activity. The record is from RefSeq and is a predicted model, not a curated record. The coding region runs from base 131 to 1288 and encodes 385 amino acids. Gene Ontology annotation, biological process: aspartate family amino acid biosynthetic process.
UAUUCAUAAAUCAAAAUCCAUUAAACAAACAAUUCCAAAUAAUUUCUUUCUUAGAACCCUAAGCCACGGUUUCAUCCUCGACGGAGGAUAGAGAGAGAGAGAGAGAGAGAGAGAGAGAGUGGGGGAGAGGAUGGUGGAGACGAAGAGCAUUCCGAUCCUCCUCCUGGGCUGCGGCGGCGUCGGCCGCCACCUCCUCCGCCACAUCCUCUCGUGCCGAUCACUCCACUCCCAAAUGGGUUUGGUCCUGCGAGUCGUCGGCGUCGCCGAUAGCCGCUCCCUGCUGGCCGUGAGCGACGCCGCGGCGGCGGCGGCGGCGGCGACGGCGUCCAUGGACGACGCCUUCUUGGCCGAGCUGUGCCGCUCAAAGUCCUCCGGAUCGCCUCUCUCCUCCCUUGUUCGUCUAGGAGGGUGCCAACUAUUUACGGAUUCUGAAGCCAAGGGAAAGAUCAUUGAUGUUGCUCGCCUUCUCAGCACAUCCACGGGUUUGGCAGUAGUUGAUUGUUCUGCCAGUUCAGAGAUCGUUGAUACACUAAAAGAGGUUAUGAGUCUUGGUUGUUGUGUUGUACUAGCGAACAAGAAGCCACUUACAUGUGCAAUUGAAGAUUUUGAAAAGCUAGUCUUUCAUUUCCGGCGCAUUCGGUUCGAAUCAACUGUCGGAGCCGGUCUUCCAGUAAUAGCUUCUGUAACCCGUAUUAUUGCAUCAGGAGACCCCAUUAGUCGUAUUAUGGGGAGUUUGAGUGGUACACUUGGUUAUGUCAUGAGCGAAUUAGAGGAUGGAAAGCCAUUCAGCCAAGUUGUUAAAGCAGCUAAAUCUCUUGGAUUUACAGAACCAGAUCCACGCGAUGACCUCAGUGGGAUGGAUGUUGCUAGAAAGGGAUUAAUCCUUGCUAGACUUCUUGGUUGGAAGAUGAGCCUGAAUGAUAUAAAGGUCGAGAGUUUGUACCCUAGUGAAUUUGGACCAGGUUCAAUGACCACAGAGGUCUUUCUAGGAAGUGCCAUUUCACAGCUUGAUAAAAGUAUCGAGGAACGUGUUACAGCUGCCUCUUCAAAAGGAAAUGUUCUUCGCUAUGUUUGCGUUAUUGAGAACUCAAGGUGUCAGGUAGGUCUCCAAGAGAUUCCGAAAGAUUCUCCACUGGGGAGAUUAAGAGGAAGUGACAAUGUGGUGGAGAUAUGCAGUCACUGUUACGCCAACUCGCCUCUGGUGAUUCAGGGUGCAGGAGCCGGUAAUGACACUACUGCUGCGGGAGUCCUUGCAGAUAUAAUCGACCUGCAAGAUCUUUUCAAGUAAAAUCUUCCGACUCGCAAGGAUAUGUAGGGCAGCAGAUGCAACAAAAAGCAAUGGACGGUGGCAAUCGCAUAGUUGGUUAGGUUAUCGGAUAGUGGGUCUCAGGUGUCGGAUGUUACCUUUGACAUCUGGAGCGCCGAUGAGAGAGGCGAAGAGAUCAAUCAAGGAUUUCUCGGAAAAGAGACUUGCGGAGGAUUGCUUUAUUUUGAUAUCGAGAUUACUUGCGCAGUUCCAGCAUUAAGUUACAGGUUUUCUAGUUCUGAUCAGAAGUUUGGACAAGUGUUUUCACUAAAAUGUUGCAAAUGUUGAGUAAAGUUCAGAAAUCCACUUCAUGUUUUCGUCAUGUGUGGCACCUCAAUAUCCUUUUUUAAGGAUAUGUUACAGCUAUCCUUUUUUAAGGACUUGUUCUUAUAUAGAAAACUAAAUAAAUGGCUGUGCUACACUUGUCUAAGCACAUGAUUGUAAAGUGCAAUAGAGCCGACCAUAGAGUGGCUUUUUGAAAUUUUUGCUAAUUAUUUUUAUUUAUCUUUUCAUUUUUUUAA